This is a messenger RNA of Carassius carassius (crucian carp), 1905 nucleotides long. Its product is annotated as retinoic acid receptor beta-like. Gene Ontology annotation, biological process: cellular response to corticotropin-releasing hormone stimulus; retinoic acid receptor signaling pathway; regulation of transcription by RNA polymerase II. Gene Ontology annotation, cellular component: nucleus; transcription regulator complex. Lineage: Eukaryota; Metazoa; Chordata; Actinopteri; Cypriniformes; Cyprinidae. Gene Ontology annotation, molecular function: RNA polymerase II cis-regulatory region sequence-specific DNA binding; zinc ion binding; nuclear glucocorticoid receptor binding. Bases 431 to 1768 code for a protein of 445 amino acids. The record is from RefSeq and is a predicted model, not a curated record. The transcript is spliced from 8 exons.
CCUCGGAAAGGUUCACAGAAAGUUCACUCGCAUAUAUUAGGCAACUCAAUCUUUCAUUGUGUCGGAAUGAACUACUAGGAAAUGAGCUGCACGCAAGCAGGAUCCGAAAUCCGUCAAUGCGAGUUUAAACGCGAUAUAUUUAUAAAAGCAUCCCUCAUUAUUGAGAAGCGCUGUCGUUAACCCGAACGGGACACAACACCGAGCGGGACCGUAUUUAUAUCCGUUUAACGAUCGUCUUUACUUUGAAAAAGCAGGAAAACCGCCAGUGAUGUUCGGGAUGGAUCGCAUUAUUUCUGGUGAAUGUAGGGAAACAGAGAGAGAUUUGCGCGUGCCAAAACACAGUGAGAGUUUGAUGGAGUUUCUGUGAACAAAUGAAGGAUAACCAGACUGAUAUUUAAUUAUUUUAUUCUUCAGUGAAAUAGAGUGCACGAUGUUUGACUGUAUGGAUGUGUUAUCGGGACACAUGCUGGAGUUUUACUCGUCCAGUUCUUCAUCAUGUAUGUUACAGGAGAAAGCGCUCAAAGCGUGCUUCAGCUGGCAACACCGACGCACCAAACACUCCAUUGAGAGUCAGAGCACCAGUUCUGAGGAAUUGGUUCCCAGUCCUCCAUCACCUCUUCCCCCUCCUCGUGUCUACAAACCUUGCUUUGUCUGCCAGGACAAGUCCUCGGGGUACCACUAUGGUGUCAGUGCCUGUGAAGGCUGCAAGGGUUUUUUCCGCAGAAGUAUCCAGAAGAACAUGGUGUACACAUGCCACAGGGAGAAGAACUGCAUUAUCAACAAGGUGACUCGAAAUCGCUGUCAAUACUGCCGGCUACAGAAGUGCUUCACUGUGGGAAUGUCCAAAGAGUCUGUCCGGAAUGACAGAAAUAAGAAGAAAAAGGAGAUUCCAAAGCAGGAGUUGGCCGAAAGUUAUGAGUUGACAACAGAACUAGAGACAAUCAUUGAAAAGAUACGGAAAGCUCACCAAGAGACGUUUCCUUCACUCUGCCAGCUGGGCAAGUACACCACGAAUUCCAGUGCGGAUCACCGUGUGCGUUUGGAUCUGGGCCUCUGGGAUAAGUUCAGUGAACUGGCCACUAAGUGCAUUAUUAAAAUCGUGGAGUUUGCCAAACGAGUUCCUGGUUUCACUGGACUCACUAUCGCCGAUCAGAUCACACUGCUCAAAGCCGCCUGCCUCGACAUAUUGAUACUGCGUAUCUGCACACGUUAUACGCCUGACCAGGACACAAUGACGUUCUCUGAUGGUCUCACGCUGAACCGCACACAGAUGCACAACGCUGGCUUCGGCCCGCUAACAGACCUGGUGUUCACCUUCGCCAACCAGCUCCUGCCCAUCGAGAUGGACGACACGGAGACAGGACUGCUGUCCGCCAUCUGCCUCAUUUCCGGAGAUCGACAGGAUUUGGAAGAGCCUUCAAAAGUAGACCAACUCCAGGAACCCCUGCUAGAGGCUCUGAAAAUCUACGUGCGAAAGCGCAGACCCAGCAAACCACACAUGUUCCCCAAGACCCUCAUGAAGAUCACAGACCUGCGCAGUAUCAGUGCUAAAGGUGCAGAGCGAGUGAUCUCUCUGAAGAUGGAGAUCCCUGGAUCAAUGCCUCCCCUCAUCAAGGAGAUGCUGGAGAACUCGGAGGGUCAGGACGGACAGAGCUCCUCAGAGAGGAGCGGCACGGGCAAAAACAGCAGCAGCUUAACAGAGCCCCAACCCUCGGCCCACUCCCCGGAGCCCACGGAUGGGGCCACUUCCUCCAGCGAGGAGCCCUAGAGCAUGAAACCUCAGACUGUGAUACGUUGCUUUCGACCUUACUGGUAGACUGGAGGCCUAUCUCUCCAGUGUGUUGGAUUUCUGGUCGAUUUUCGCCCGUUUCCUGCUUUAAGGACAGAUUACGGCUGGUGUAUAAU